Messenger RNA from Arachis stenosperma, 1971 nucleotides. RefSeq lists its product as uncharacterized. Gene Ontology annotation, biological process: DNA integration. The record is from RefSeq and is a predicted model, not a curated record. The transcript is spliced from 5 exons. Lineage: Eukaryota; Viridiplantae; Streptophyta; Magnoliopsida; Fabales; Fabaceae. Bases 1 to 1971 code for a protein of 656 amino acids. Gene Ontology annotation, molecular function: nucleic acid binding.
AUGUCUUUUGGGUUAACUGAUGCCCCGGCAGUAUUUAUGGAUUAUAUGAACAGAAUUUUCCGACCGUAUCUGGACAAGUUUGUCAUUGUCUUCAUUGAUGACAUUCUUGUUUAUUCUAAGUCUGAAGAGGAACAUGCUGAACACUUGCGAACUGUACUGCAAAUUCUGAGAGACAGAAAGUUGUAUGCUAAGUUAUCUAAAUGUGAGUUCUGGAAGAGUGAAGUGAAGUUUCUCGGCCACGUGGUGAGUAAGCAGGGAAUAGCUGUGGAUCCUGCUAAGGUGGAAGCAGUGAUGAAUUGGGAGCGACCAACUUCAGUGUCAGAGAUCAGAAGUUUCCUAGGUUUGGCGGGAUAUUAUCGCAGAUUCAUUAAGGGAUUUUCACAGCUCGCCUUACCUUUAACUAAAUUGACUAGGAAGGAUACACCUUUUAUCUGGACUCCAGAAUGUGAAGAGAGUUUUCAGGCAUUGAAGCACAGGUUGACUACUGCACCUGUAUUGGUAUUACCUGAACCAAGUGAACCGUUUGAAGUGUAUUGUGAUGCAUCUCUGAAAGGUUUGGGGUGUGUUCUGAUGCAGUACCAGAAUGUUGUAGCAUACGCCUCACGGCAAUUAAGGCCGCAUGAAAUGAACUAUCCGACACAUGAUUUGAAACUUGCUGCUGUUGUGUUUGCUUUAAAGAUCUGGAGGCACUACCUCUAUGGCGUUAGGUUUCAUGUUUUCUCAGAUCAUAAGAUUUUGAAGAAAAGCGAACGUUGUGGCGGACGCUUUGAGUCGGAAGUCUUUAUAUGCAGCUUGGAUGAUGCUACGGGAGGAAGAGUUACUGAAGGCAUUCCAAGGCUCAUCGAGAUAGUGAAGCAUUACGUAAGGUAUUACCAGCAGUCAAACAGGGGAAACAUUGGAGAGUGUCAGAAGGACAGGAUGAAGGUUAAUAUUGAGCAUCAGAGACCAUCAGGAACCCUUCAGCCUUUAGAGAUUCCACAAUGGAAAUGGGAAAGUAUCGCAAUGGAUUUUGUGAUAGGUUUGCCUAGAACUCGGUCUGGUUGUGACGCUAUUUGGGUGGUUGUGGAUCGACUGACAAAAUCAGCUCACUUUCUUCCUAUCCGAAUAAGUUGUACAAUGGAAGAAUUAGCUCGAAUGUAUAUUAAAGAGAUUGUCAGGUUGCAUGGCGUGCCUUCUACCAUUAUAUCUGAUAGGGAUCCUCGCUUUACAUCAAGGUUCUGGGGAGCUUUUCAGCGUGCAUUUGGAACUCAGCAAAGUUUGAGUACUGCGUAUCACCCUCAGAUAGAUGGUCAGUCAGAAAGAACUAUUCAGACCUUGGAGGAUAUGCUAAGGGCUUGUGUUUUGGACCAGCCUGCGAGCUGGGAUCGAAAAUGUCAGUCUCUACUAUGUUUGUAUGAAACUGGAGAAAGGAGUUUAUUAGGGCCUGAAAUGAUAGCUGAAACGACUGAGCAGAUAAAGAAGAUUCGUAGUCGAAUGCUUAUAGCCCAAAGCCGCCAGAAGAGCUAUGCUGAUCAGAGGCGAAAGCCUUUGGAAUUUGAAGAAGGAGAACAUGUCUUUCUGAAAGUUACACCAACCACUGGCGUGGGAAGGGCUAUUAAGACUAAGAAGCUGAAUCCCCGUUAUAUUGGACCCUUUGAGAUUCUGAAGAGGAUUGGGCCAGUGGCUUAUAGAAUUGCCUUACCGCCAUAUCUUUCGAAUUUGCACGACGUGUUUCAUGUGUCUCAGCUUAGGAAGUAUACCCCUGAUGCAAGUCAUGUUCUAGAACCAGAACCAAUCCAAGUGAAAGAAGAUCUAACACUCCCAGUAAUUCCGGUGAGGAUUGAUGAUACUAAUAUUAAACGAUUACGUGGAAGGGAAGUAUCAUUGGUAAAAGUAGCUUGGAGUCGAGUUGGUAUCGAAGAACAUACCUGGGAGCUCGAAUCGGAUAUGCGAAAGGACUAUCCACAUCUCUUUGCAGGUAACUAUAUUUGA